Molecule: messenger RNA, 5642 nt
Organism: Colossoma macropomum (tambaqui)
Lineage: Eukaryota; Metazoa; Chordata; Actinopteri; Characiformes; Serrasalmidae
Gene: tecpr1b
Product: tectonin beta-propeller repeat containing 1b
Exons: 26
Coding region: 167-3601 (1144 amino acids)
Cellular component (GO): membrane
Source: RefSeq, a predicted model, not a curated record
AUCCGAAUUAAAGCAGCCCUGCUUCCUGUUGAGGGUUUCAGAGCCCGUUAUAAUAUUGCCCUGGAAUAAGAAGAAUAAACUGAUGAUAAUAUUUAUGAGGGACGGGAUGGACGCUGGAUCUCCGCGGACUGCUUCGACAAUAUAAAGUUUUUCUAGGGGGCCCGACAUGCCAGGAUCCCUCCUGUGGGCCGUGGAUGUGUAUGGGAGGGUGUUCAGCCUGUGCACCACUGGAGGGCGCUGGAAACGGUCUAAAGAUGUUUUACUGGAGCUGAAACGGGUCACAGCUGCUGAGCAAUGCUGCUGGGGCAUCGGUUGUGACCAUCAGGUCUAUCUUAAUGUACUCCCAAGUGAUGUGCCUAUCCGCCACCAAGAGGAGACGUAUGAGAACCAGAGAUGGAACCCAGUUGAAGGAUACACAGACACACUUCUCCCCACAGACCGCUGGCAAUGGACAGAUGAGUCGGGACAGAAACCACAGCCUCUCCACAGCUUCCAUCUGCCCUCUGAUAACUGGGAGUGGGAGGGAGACUGGUUUGUGGACGAUGAGAGCUGUGGGAGAGAGUCCACUGCAACAGGGGGCUGGGAGUACGCUGUAGACUUCCCUGCCACCUUCACCAAAGAGAAGAAAUGGAACUCCUGUGUCCGUCGCAGGCGAUGGCUUCGCUACAGGAGAUAUAAAGCACGGGGGUCAUGGGCCAAGGUAUCAGACUUCAGGUCAAGGGUGCCUUUGGACAGAGGCCGGCCUCCUCCAGAGCCCUUCACUGAUAUCAGCUGUGGAGGCUGGGACAUCAGCGACAGUCCAGAGAAGCGCAUCUGUCUAUGGGCCGUGUCUCAACAAGGGAAGGUGUGGUUCCGUACAGGCGUCCAGCAGCAGAACCCAGAGGGGACAGCCUGGGAGCACGUUCCUGUACCCAGAGAAGUGUCACAGAUCAGCGCUGGCCCGGGGGACCUCCUGUGGGCUGUGCUGUGGGACGGCCAGCUGCUUGUCAGGACCGGCAUCAACAGGGACUGCCCUAAAGGUGCAUCAUGGGUGACAGUGGAUCCUCCAAGCAAGGUUGGAGCCAUCCACAUAGCAGUUGGAGUUAAUGUAGUUUGGGUGGUCACCAAGGACAACAAGGUGUGGUUCAGAAGAGGAGUGAACUCUCAUAACUCCAGUGGCUUAGGCUGGAUCAGUAUUGGUGGAGAGAUGGUGAUGAUCAGCGUGGGGCCCAAUGACCAGGUGUGGGGGGUUGGCAGCGAGGACAGGACUGUUUACUUCCGCCAUGGAGUCACCCCUACUGAGGUAACUGGGAAGGCAUGGGUCCCUGUGUGUGCCCAACUGGACAGAGGUCAUGCCACAAACAGGCCCAGUGAUGGCUGCCUCUUCGGUGGUCAGCUCACUGGCCCUUCUCAGGGUUCCGUGCUCAGUUGUGAUGACUCGGAUGUCCCCAGGCAGCACAUCCCUAAGAUCACCAGUGAUAGUUUCAUCUCCGCCCUGGUGGCUGACUGCAGCGCUCCUCCAGAGGGGUCAACCACAACGCCAAACCCCACCUCACUUGAAGUGGACCAGGAAGUACUAAAGGAGGCUGCGGGGGAGGACGAUGCUCCUAGCCAGGCCCCAGUGCUCCCAUCCAGCCAGCUAAAUGGUGGUGAACUCCCUUGGAGUAACGUGGAUCUGGAGGAGAUGAAAGCCACCCCAGCAAGUACUGCGCAGAGCUCAGUGGCCACAUACCCCAUGGAGCUGGAAGCCAUUGUGGAGCAAGAGGAGGGUCCACCAUGGGCCUCGAUCACAGGAGGAGGAUGUGAGAUAGACUCUAGUUCCAGUAUCAGCUGGCUGGAAACUACAGAAGAAGGCCUGCUGUCUCCCUCCAUCGCUCCUGCUCUUAGUGCAGCAGGUGCUCAGGGUCCUCUGGCAGAGAGAGCGCUACGAGAAAAAGAGAAAACUAUGGAGAAGUCUGUGAGUGUGAGAAAAGGUGUGAUGAGCUGGUGGAGGGACUGGCAGCCGCAGCAGUGGGAGGAGGUGGGCGUGACUCUGGAGCAGGUCAGGGGUGUUGGAGCGUCCCGGGACGACAUCCUUUACAUCUUCUAUACACACAAUGAGGAAAGAAAGUAUCUGUAUGCUGUGAUAAGGGAAGUGACAGCCCUUGUUCCAGUAUUUUGGGAGUCACUAUACGCACUGGCUGUUUAUACAGCUGAGAGGACCAGGCAGAGAUGGCCUAUUCUGCUGGCUACAGAGUCCCAUCAAGACUUUGAGAACUGGCUGUCUCUGUUGAGUGAGUCAUGUUGUGAGUCCAGGGCUCUCCGAGAUCCCCCCUCCAAACAAGCCAUGUGGGCCGUCACCUCUAAAGGGGACAUCAUGGUGCAUGACCCAUCACCCAGCCUGGAGGCACCUGCCCAGUACUUACCCUGUGACCAGAUGUUCUGGCGUCAGGUCCCGGGUCACCUGCUUUGUGUGGAGUCUAACAGUCUGGGUGUGGUGUGGGGCAUCGGCUAUGACCACACUGCCUGGGUCUACACGGGGGGCUGCAGGGGAAACCAAGCUCAGGGUGAAAUUAAUCAGCAUUCACUGACUGAUGUUAGAAAUGUCUACAUCUACGAGAACCAGCGGUGGAACCCAGUGACAGGAUACACAGAUAAGGGUCUCCCCACAGACCGGUACAUGUGGAGCGAUGCCGUUGGACUGAAGGAGUGCACCAAAGAGAACACCAGACCACCCUCACCUCAGUGGACAUGGGUGUCAGACUGGGCCAUUGACUUUAGCACCCCAGGAGGAACAGACAAAGAAGGCUGGCAGUAUGCUGCAGACUUCCCAGUGACUUUUCAUGGCUAUAAGACCAUGAAGGACUUUGUGAGACGAAGGCGAUGGGUCAGGAAGUGUAAGAUUACAUUAAUGGGGCACUGGCAGAAAGUCCCGCCUAUCCCGCUGAUUGACGUCACCAUCCUGCCAUGUCUGGCUCAGAGCAGUCUGGAGCAGGUGCCUGUGUGGGCCAUCAGUGAGAAGGGGGACGUGCUGUGCCGUCUGGGAGUAAACGCUCAUAACCCAGCUGGCAGCUCCUGGCUCCAUGUGGGGACUGACCAGCCCUUUAAGUCCAUCUGCAUUGGAGGAGGCCACCAGGUGUGGGCCAUCGCCCGGGAUGGAGCAGUCUUCUACCGAGGCUCAGUCUCAUCCCAAAACCCUGCGGGCGAGUGCUGGUACCACAUUCCCUCUCCCCCCAGGCAGACACUCAGACAGGUGUCUGUGGGCAGAACCUCUGUUUAUGCUGUGGAUGAAAACAGUAAUCUGUGGUACAGGCAGGGUCUGACGCCUAGUUAUCCUCAGGGAUCUACGUGGGAGCUCAUCUCCAGCAACGUUUGCAGGGUUUCUGUUGGACCGUUGGACCAGGUUUGGAUUAUAGCUGAUAAGGUCCCGAGUUUUCCUUCUGAAAGCUCAGGCACUGUAUGCCACAGGCUCGGCGUGCGGCCCAUGCAGCCUAAAGGCUUGUCCUGGGAUUUCGGAAUCGGGGGCGGAUGGGAGCACCUGUCAGUGAGAGGGAAUUCCACAGAGGCCCAGCGUGCGGCUCCUCGCAGCCCUCUGCCCGGCCGGAAUCAGGCGCAGGUGAAUGGGAAUGCUGCGGGAUGUUAGAGACCACACACCCUCCAUUAUCCUCCUCACUGUCAUAACUGCCUGCCCUGCAUGCCUCAGCCCACUGCUCCGGACACCCCAUCCCAGCCUCGUUUCAACCAUAUGUGACUUUUCUUUCUUUUAUUUGUGUGUGCGUGCUUGAGUGCUUUUCUUCAUUUUGACCAUUUGCAUGAAUUGCUCUUGAAUGUACUGACCAUGGCUUCUUUUUUUUUUUAAUAAAUUAAUUUAUUCUUUUCUUUAUUUAAUUGUAUUCAUAAGCUACUGCUGUUACUUUUACUUCCUAAUAUGCUAUUUUUCUGUAGUAAGGUCCUCUGUCAGUCUUACAAAUCUAACAAAUCACAUUUUACAUCCUGAUACUCUGUGAAAAAUGACAGACUCCAUUUUGACAUCAUUAAAAAAAAAAAAAAAUACAUGCAACAGAAUAAUAUGCUUUGUACAACAGUAUUUACUGACAGGGUAUAAAAUUUUCAAAUAUAUUCUUUGAAUGUGUAUGCUCUGUUCCUCAAUAAAUACAUGUACACAAGGACAGGAUUUUAUUGAAGCCAUCAGCAUUUAACAGAACAUCAUACUGUAAUUCUCCAUUAUUCAAAAGUGUGGAAUCACUUCCAAUAUUAUACCCGGUAACACAAACUAUUCACCAAAGGUAUGUUUUGAUAUUUAAUAUUUCAAAUAUUCAGUAAAGAACUGAAUGAAAUGAUAACACAGUAAUUAUCCAUUUACGUGUUUGUCCAGGUAUCAGCUUUGACUAGGAUGCAGACUGUGAUACGGUACAUCAUUCUGGACACAUGUAGAAUGUCAAUUUCUUAACAAUGUACAGAUAAUUAUUUGAAACCUGUCAAGUUGAAAACAUUCGAAUUGCUUUAUUCAGGUGUCUGCAACCAAAUUUGUUUUAUUUUAUUGAAAACACUGAUUCCAAACUUUUAAACAGCAGCAUAUAGUAUCAAGUGAUGAGUGAAACAUUCAUGAGAUCAGGGAAACAGAGGUCAUUUUUCUUUUAUUUCAAUAAUAAACAGUGUAAUUAUAAACAAUUCAUUCAAUUACACUAAGCAUGAUCAUCAAUAUGAAGUAAAAAUAUCACCAUUUUUAAAAUUUACAAGUUAUAAGGACAUGACCUGCAUUUUCUUAGUUAUUUUACUUCAGGCUUUUUCAUUUUUGAUCAUUUUUAAACCGUGAUAUGUCGCUCUUUAACUUUAAAUUACAAAAUGAUACCUUACCCCUAGAACUUACAUCAUUCCCAAUUUACAGACAAAAUUUAACAUUUAUAUACAUCGGUACAGUUCACCAUUAAGUUACACUUUUUUCCCAAGAUGUGCAAGAUUAAGCAAAUGUAUAUACUGUAGAAUAAAACCAAAGAGUUUCCUUAAAUAAAAUGUCAAGAUCAACUAAAAGAGUGCUGGUAAUACAAAUAAUGAACUGUUCUAAAACACAGCUUACUGUACUGAAUUACAAGAAUUAUCACCUAUGCACCUGAUUACUUACCCCAAUCUGGAGGUAAACACCAACCUCAGUUUUCACAAUUAAGACUGUGAAGAAGCUAAACCACCAAAAAAACCUUGGUUGAAAAUGUUCAAAAAGCUUAUCCUGUCAAUUUUUCAGCUUACUCAAAUCAUUUCAAAUAUGUACAUACUAAACAAAUUUUCAUACAUUAUUUGCAAAGGGAAAUUCCUUAUCAUGUUAUGAUUGACUUAAUGAAACGAUUAUGAAUGUCCUAAUCAAAAAUGAAGGAACUAUGCUGAAAUAUUAGUGUCUGUUCAUAAGCUGCUCUUUAGAAUUAGAGUGGGGUGCAUUAACGAAAAAAGUUACGUAACUGACCAAAGGCUUUUAACAUCCAUCACGAAUGUGUUCUUAACAUCUUGAAAACAUUUAGCCCCGCUAACAACCACUCAAACUGAUCAUGGAACACAUGAAUCACAGUUCAUGAUCACUAUGACAAUUCAUGCUACAUUCUAGGUGAAGGCGAUAUGAUAUGGAUGAACAUCCAGACGUGAUAAGACCAGAUAUGAUGUCAUGACUUUAACAGUAUUAGGAAAUACAUAAAAGA